AAUCAAACGAAUUGCCACAUCUUUUCCCAGCCUUUUCAGGCACAUCUCAGAACAAGUAAAAACCACGCACAACACCGUCACUGUGAGCCAAUUACCAUGGAUGACGAAGCCAAGCCCAGUCUCAGCAAACCUGACUACGACGCGGCUGCGUACUCGAAGGGCGUCACGUGUUGUUUCUCUGUAUAUACUACGUUGCUAAAUUAUUACAACCUGAUGUUCGACAAUGGACAAGACGAUGACGUCGGACAAGAAAGCGUGAGUCCUUGUAGGCCAUUGCAAUUCCUGGACAUUGGCUCUGGCUGCGGUCGGGUGACCUUGGAGAUCCUUCUGCCCAAUGUUCCAGCGAAUGUUGGGAAAAUUGUGGGGGUCGAUGUAUGCCCAAACAUGGUUUCCUAUGCUCGCGAGCACAGUUCUCAUCCAAAGCUAGCGUACGAACAGCUGGACAUAACAGGAGACGUCUCAGAGUUCCUCAGGCUGUACGGGCCUUUCGAUCGCGUCUACAGCUUCAACUGUUUUACCCGCGUGAAAGACCAGCCCAAAGCAUGGAGCAACAUGGUGAAGCUACUGAAGCCUGGUGGAGAGUGUCUUCUGUACUACAGCGCUUGGUUCGCUACAACUGAAGUCUCGAGAGCAUUGCUGAGAAAGGAACGCUGGAGCAGGUUUGCGGAGAUGUGGGAAGCCCUCAUUUCGCCAUCACAGGACAUGAAGACCACCGACGACAGGCUGAACUAUGUCCGGUCACUGGCGAAGGACACUGGGCUGGAAUUUAGGAGCUGCGAGAUAGCUCACAUCUAUCACUCCUUAGAAGAGUGGUCCGAAAUACUGACUGCAUUGCUACCUGGAAAUUACACCCUGAGCACCGAAGAAAGGCACGACUUAUUCAAAGACGCUGAUGAAGAAUUCAAGAAUUGGGCGUGAGGACGGAAAAACCCGCAUGUGGCUGACAACUACGUAAUCCACCCAAUAAAGCCAUUGAAACUGCACUAAUAAGUGCGGUCCUGCUAUUCGCACGGUAUAUUGGCAUUCCAUUAAAGGCAAUAUUAGUCAACGACA
Dermacentor albipictus is the source of this 1053-nucleotide messenger RNA. Its product is annotated as juvenile hormone acid O-methyltransferase-like. Lineage: Eukaryota; Metazoa; Arthropoda; Arachnida; Ixodida; Ixodidae. Gene Ontology annotation, molecular function: S-adenosylmethionine-dependent methyltransferase activity. The record is from RefSeq and is a predicted model, not a curated record.